AGGAGGAGGCCCUCUUGUCGGAGAUGGAUGUGACGGGCCAGGCCUUUGAGGAUAUGCAGGAGCAGAACAUCCGGCUGAUGCAGCAGCUCCGAGAGAAGGACGACGCAAACUUCAAGCUCAUGUCGGAGCGCAUCAAAUCCAACCAGAUCCACAAGCUACUGCGGGAGGAGAAGGAUGAGCUGGCUGACCAGGUCCUCACUCUCAAAACGCAGGUAGACGCCCAGCUGCUGGUGGUGCAGAAGCUGGAGGAGAAGGAACGUGUUCUUCAGAGCAGCCUAGCCAUGGUAGAGAAGGAGUUGACGCUGAGAAGCCAGGCGCUGGAACUCAACAAGAGGAAGGCAGUCGAAGCUGCCCAGCUGGCUGAGGAUUUGAAGGUGCAGCUCGAGCACACCCAGGCCAAACUGAAGGAGAUCCAAUCAGCCAUGUCUGACAACUGCUUCGCCAAAGAAAAGGAAGCCUUCAACCUCAAACGCGCGCAAGAGGAUCUUUCGAGGCUCCGACGGAAACUGGAGAAGCAGAAGAAAGUUGAGGUCUUCUCUGAUGCAGAUGAGAUCCUGAUGGAGGAGAUUAAGGAGUACAAGGCCAAGCUGACAUGCCCGUGCUGUAAUACCCGGAAGAAGGAUGCUGUGCUGACUAAGUGUUUCCACGUCUUCUGCUUCGAGUGUGUGAAAACCCGUUACGACACACGGCAGCGAAAAUGCCCCAAGUGUAACGCUGCCUUCGGAGCCAAUGACUUCCACCGCAUCUACAUCAGCUGAGGAAGAAGAGGACGAGGUGGACAACGGGAACUGCGGGAGGGGGAGGGAGCUGGAGGACGGUUUCUGGGGAGACGCUGUGCCUUGGGCGCCCGUGAGAGUUCACAUUCCACGUCCCUGCCCCCUCCCCAUGCCCCCACCCGCCCCACUCUGUCCCUCCCCACCUCCAUCACCCCCCCCCCAUUCUCUCUUCCCCCUCCAUCAUUCUCUCACUCUGUCUUCCCCCCUCCAACUCUCUCCCCCUCUCCUUCGUUCCCUCAUGCUGUCUUCCCCUCUCCGUCACUCUCAUACUAUCUCUUCUCACCUCCUCUCCCUCUCUCUCCCCCUGUCUGUCACCCCCGCAAUCUCGCCCCUGCUCCCUGUCACUCACCUCACUCACUCUCUCUCUCUCGCUCCUCCUCUCCAUCAUCCCUUCACCCUCUCCGCCCCUCUCUAUCUCUCCCCUGCUCUCCGUCAUCCCCUCACCCCCUACCCAAGUCUGUCUCUCUUGUGCCCCCUUCUUUCUGUAACGCCCUCUCACUCUGUUCUCCAUUCUCUGUCCUCCUCCUCUUCGUCACCCCCUCUCUCGUUCUCUCUCUCUCCCCUCCUCUCUGUCACCACCCCCAACCCUCUCAUUCUCCUGUCCCUGUCUCCCCCCACUCUUUCUCCUCCUAUUACCCUCUGCUGCGGUGUUCCCAGUGAAGCGGGGUAAUGCUCCUCCCCGGUGGCUGGGGUAGAGACCGUACCUUCGGGGUGGGUUCUGGCGGAGGGCGAGGAUUGGGAAUCAAAGCCAGGUUUGGUCCCGGCAAAGUGGAGUGGGGCUGGGGGACGGCGCACCAGCGCAGCCGAUAACUCUCAUUCCCCAAAGACUGCAGCACGCGUGCAAUCCUCUUCCUCCCUCGAUCGGUCCUGCCUCGUCGCUGCUCGCAGACGAGAUUGUGCGUCCCCUCCAUGUCCGCGCUGGCCCUGAUAGUGGUGGGGUGAUGGCGGGUGAGUGAUGGCGUUCUGGAACCUCUGUUGAGUUGUUGGCCCUCGUAUUUCAGUGCUUGGGCUGCUUUCCCAACCAGCAGGCACGUUGUUGAGCUCCCCUCCCACGAGGCCGUGCCACCAAUUGGCCGGUUUUCCUUCCACCGGCCAUUCUGAGCCAGCCGGCAACCAUUUUGAGCAUGUUGGCAGCCAUUUUGAGCCAGGCAGUAGGAAUUCCUCCUCCCCUCUCCCCUCCACAGCCUCUGGGGGACACCGUGUUUUAAAAGCCCAUCACAACGCGAUUCUUCUCUCUCAACUCACACUCUCCCUCUCUUUCUCUCCCUCUCCAUCCCCUUGUCUCGGUCCUCCUCCUCUCCCUGUUCAUCCCUCUCUGUCCAACCCCCCACCUCUCCUUUGUCUCUCCCUCCCCGCCUCAGUUGUCUGGGUGGGGUAACGGCGGCCAUGUUGUCUGUGGGGUUAGUGGCGACCAUGUUGUCUGUGGGGGUGGCGGCGACCAUGUCUGUGGGGGUGGCGGUGGCCAUGUUUGUGGGGGUAGUGGCGGCCAUGUUGUCUGUGGGGGUGGCGGUGGC
Molecule: messenger RNA, 2290 nt
Organism: Stegostoma tigrinum
Lineage: Eukaryota; Metazoa; Chordata; Chondrichthyes; Orectolobiformes; Stegostomatidae
Product: E3 ubiquitin-protein ligase BRE1B-like
Exons: 5
Coding region: 24-758 (244 amino acids)
Cellular component (GO): nucleus; HULC complex
Molecular function (GO): ubiquitin protein ligase activity
Source: RefSeq, a predicted model, not a curated record